AUGACGCCCCCACCACCGACAUCAAUACACCUCUCCCUGGCUUCUUCUCCCUCGUCAGAACCGAAAAUAACAUAUAUCCUCUACUUCGUCCCUGGAAACCCAGGACUGGUUGGGUACUACACGCUCUUUCUCACUCACCUGUUCUCUCUUCUCACAUCUGCAUCCCCCGCCAAUGUCGCGUUCGAAGUGCACGGCAGGUCCCUCGCGGGCUUUGAAUGCACUUCCAACGAGGAUGAGGGAAAGGCGAAAGGAAAAGGGCCGUUCACGGUGAAAGAGCAGGUUGCGUUCGCGGCUGGGGAUGUGCGGAGGGUUGUGCGGGAUGUUAAAGCGAGGAGGAAGGGGGAUGUGAAGGUCGUGUUGAUGGGUCAUAGUCUCGGCACGUACAUGUGUCUUGAACUUAUCCGUCAUUUUUCUGUUUCACACUCGACGAAGUGUGGGAGGGAACAAGGGGGAGUAGACGGGGAGGUGGAUGUGGCAGGCGGAGUUCUCCUCUUCGCGACGAUACAACAUCUCGCGCUAUCGCCCCGAGGCAUCAAAGCGUCGCCGUUGCUGCUCACGCCGCCGCUCGGGGUCGAUUUGGCGGUCGUGCUGGGCUGGGUUGCGAGGGUUCUGUUUGGCCUUGUGCCGGUUGGGAUGGUAGCAGCGCUGGUGGGGUGGGUUAUGGGGUUUCCUGCUGAUGCGGCGAGGACGACGGCGGGGUUCUUGAAGUCGAAGGGGGGUGUCAGGCAGGCGUUGUUCAUGGCGAGGGACGAGAUGGUGGAGAUUGGGGAGGAUAAAUGGGGGGAGGAGGUUUGGGGUGCGGUGAGCGCGACGGCGGGGAAGAGGAAAGGAGGCCCGGUAUUGAAGUUUCUGUUCGCGAGGGAGGAUCAUUGGAUUGCGGAUGAGGUCAGGGAUGGGAUUAUCAAGGCUAGGGGGAGGAAGAUGGUGAGGAGGCGGGAGGUCGUGGAUGAUGGGGUGGAGGUGGUCGUGGACGAGUGGAAGCCGGAGAUGGAGGUUGAUGAGGUGGAGGGCUGGACGCAUGAUUUUUGCAUCAGAGAUAGCGUGAGUGUUGCGCGGAGGGCGAUGGAGUAUAUCGAGGAUAUCGUCGAGCGGGAUAUGAGUCGGUAG
Molecule: messenger RNA, 1107 nt
Organism: Aaosphaeria arxii CBS 175.79
Lineage: Eukaryota; Fungi; Ascomycota; Dothideomycetes; Pleosporales
Exons: 1
Coding region: 1-1107 (368 amino acids)
Biological process (GO): lipid storage
Cellular component (GO): lipid droplet
Molecular function (GO): lipase activity
Source: RefSeq, a predicted model, not a curated record